Trichomycterus rosablanca is the source of this 4191-nucleotide messenger RNA. It is a transcript of the gene corin, whose product is annotated as corin, serine peptidase. The record is from RefSeq and is a predicted model, not a curated record. NCBI's taxonomy places the organism in Eukaryota, Metazoa, Chordata, Actinopteri, Siluriformes, Trichomycteridae. Gene Ontology annotation, cellular component: membrane. The transcript has 22 exons. Gene Ontology annotation, biological process: proteolysis. The coding region runs from base 113 to 3289 and encodes 1058 amino acids. Gene Ontology annotation, molecular function: serine-type endopeptidase activity; protein binding.
UUCUCCUGGUUCUUCUGCUGGUUCCUCUGUGGUUCUUCUCCUGGUUCUUCUGCUGGUUCCUCUGUGGUUCUUCUGCUGGUUCUGGUCUCUCUUCUCCUUUCUCUACCAGUGCAUGAGUUCUACUGAUCAACUGCGCGGCUCGAACCCUGAGGAAGCGCCACACCUACACCCCGCGGUUUGGGGUGCUGAUGCGCAGGUGAUGGGGGACGCAUGCUCACACAAACUCGACUCCACCAAGCUCCUGAAGCUCCUACUGAUCCUCCUGCCCUGUGUGUGUGCCAUCGUCUGUCUGCUCACCCUACUGCUGGCAUUCACAGGAAUUUUUGGGAAUGGGCUGCUGGACUCCGACGAUCCCGCCUCCUUCUCGGGAACCGACAUCACCAUGGCGACCGUCGCUCCACUUGUGGGCGUCACUACGGAUGGAAGCGCCUUCGUCAAUGACACUGCUACGGUUACACCCAUCGCCACGACGUCUGCUGACCCCACCGCCCUCGACUCAUCACCGUCUUCACCAUCAUCGUCGCCGUCGUCAUGGACGCCGAGUGCUGAUUGGCCGACCGGUUUCUCUACCGUGAGCGCUCUGCCGAGCGUCGAACCCACCGGUGCCAUCGCCGACGCCGGCGUGUGUGGGGAGAUCACCGAGCCUCAGUGCUACAUGUUACCGUAUAACCGGAGCGGCGUGUUGCCGGGGGUGACGGUGGUGAAGCAGGGGGAGAUGGAGAUGUUCCUGAGGUUCUUCACCUACCUGAACCGGCUCAACUGUUACUCACACAUCAUGCUGUUCGGCUGCACCAUCGCCCGCCCCCAGUGUGUGAGCGACGGGGGCAACACGCGCCUGCUGUUACCCUGUUACUCGUUCUGUGAGGCGGCGAGGGAGGGGUGCGAGUCGGUGCUUCAGAUGUUUAACGCCUCGUGGCCCGAAUUCCUGCGCUGCUCCCAGUUCCUCAACAUCACCACGGCAACACCCCCUCCCCAGCCCGCCUGUUACACCCCGCGCCACGCCAAGGGGCGGGCAUCAGUGUGUGGUGGUAGUGACAGUUUCCUGUGUAUGACGGGGAUUUGUGUCCCUCAGAAGUUGGUGUGUAACGGUUAUAACGACUGUGAUGACUGGAGUGAUGAAGCCAACUGUGUCUGUUCGGAUAAAGAGUUCAGUUGCGGUACGGGCCGCUGCGUGAACGUUUCUCUGCUGUGUGACGGAUACGACGACUGUGGGGACCUGAGCGACGAGCGCGACUGCAACUGUGACCCUGUGAAGGAACAUCACUGUGGGGAUGGACGCUGUGUUCUUCUGGAGUGGCUCUGUGAUGGAGAUCACGACUGUGUGGAUAAGAGUGACGAGCUGAACUGCUCGUGUAAAGCACAGGGACUGAUGGAGUGUAAGAACGGUCAGUGUAUCCCUGGCGCCUUCAGAUGUGACGGUGAGGACGACUGCAAGGACGGGAGUGAUGAAGAGAACUGCACUAAACAACUGUGUUGCAGCGGUGGUGCCCACUGUGAACCACACAACAGCAGCGCCAACUGCAGUGACUGUGAACCGAUCUCUCUGGAGCUUUGCAUGAACCUUCCCUACAACACCACACGCUUCCCCAACUACCUGGGCCACCAGUCUCAGAAGGAGAGCUCAGUGAGCUGGGAGUCGUCCCUCUUCCCUGCGCUCGUCCAGACCACCUGCUACAAGUACCUCAUGUUCUUCGCCUGCACUGUCCUGGUGCCCAAGUGCGACCCGCUCACACACCUGAGAGUGCCACCCUGCAGGUCUCUCUGUAGAAGCUCUAAGGAGCGUUGUGAGUCCGUGCUGAGCACUGUUGGACUGCAGUGGCCUGAAGGUACAGACUGUGCUCAGUUUCCCGAGGAUGGACAAGAAAACACCCCCUGUCUCCUGCCCGACCAGGACGUCCACGAAUGUUCUCCCAGUCACUUCAAGUGUCACUCCGGGAGGUGCGUGCUCUCCGCCAAACGCUGCGACGGACACGCGGAUUGCGACGACGACAGCGAUGAGGAGAACUGCGGAUGUACCGAGCGUGGGUUGUUUGAGUGUCCUUCUGAUAAAUCCUGCAUCAAGAACUCCAUGAUCUGUGAUGGGUUUCCAGACUGUAGCCUGCUGGAGGAUGAAAAGAACUGCUCGGUGUGUAAUGAUAACGAGCUGGAGUGUAAUAACCACGAGUGUGUGCACCGGACUCUGUGGUGCGAUGGGAAGCAGCACUGCUCCGACAGCUCCGACGAGUGGAACUGCGUCUCUCUCUCGGGUUCGGUGCUGGUGGUCAGUAGGACGGCGGUGGAGUAUCAGGUUUGUGCUGAUGAGUGGAACUCGGAGCUCAGCACCAUCGCCUGCACACAGCUCGGUUUAGGAGCUCCUCUCUCAAUGGAAGCCGUGGAGGACAGCUACAGUUCAGGGAGGAGGCGCUGGCUCCACGUUCACCCGGACUGGAUCAGACGGAACAACACUGCACUGCAGGGGCUGUUGGAGAAGAGGGGGCAUUCUUGUCACUCACGCAAGAGGGUCACCCUUCAGUGUUCCAGAGAGGAGUGCGGCCACAGACCCGCGGCGCGGAUGGUGAAGAGGAUUCUGGGAGGACGUACCAGCAGACCCGGGCGCUGGCCAUGGCAGUGCUCACUGCAGAGUGAGAAGAGCGGCCAUAUUUGUGGGUGUGUGCUGAUCGGGCGGAGGUGGGCGCUCACUGUGGCGCACUGUUUCGAGGGGCGUGAGAGUGCAGACGUGUGGAGGGUGGUGUUGGGUAUUAAUAACCUGGACCACCCGUCCAUACACACUCAGACGUGGAGUGUGAAGAGUGUGACGGUACACUCGCGUUAUAACCGCGCCGUGGUGGAUUAUGACAUCAGCAUCAUCGAGCUGGACGCCGACGUCCACGUCAGCAGCUACGUCCGACCCGUGUGUUUACCCCAGCCCGGGUACACCCUCACCCCCGACACCUACUGCUACAUCACCGGCUGGGGUUACAUGGGUAACCGGGUGCCCUUUAAGCUGCAGGAGGGCGUGGUGAGGGUGAUCUCUCUGUCUCAGUGCCAGUCUUAUUUCGAUAUGAAGACCAUCACCUCUCGGAUGCUCUGCGCCGGGUACGAGGCCGGAACCAUCGACUCCUGCAUGGGUGACAGUGGGGGGCCCCUGGUGUGUGAGGGCCCGGAUGGACACUGGUCUCUGUACGGUCUGACAUCGUGGGGGUCGGUUUGUUCCUCCAAAGUGCUCGGACCAGGAGUGUACGCCAACAUCACCCACUUCACUGAGUGGAUCAGGAGGGAGAUGUACUUACACACCUUUCACCUGGUCUAACACACACGCACACACACACACACACACACACACACACACACACACACACACACAGAGUGAAGAAAUGAAAAAAAGAAUGUAUUUUAUAUUAUCAUUCCAAGAUGAAACGUGUGUAUCAGUAUGUGUGUGUGUGUGUGUGUGUGUUUAUUACAGACUGUUAAAUGUUGCUGCUAUAUUACUCGUUGCCAAACUGCCACAGUGUUUUAAAUGUGUUUGUGUGUGUGUGUUUGUGUCAACAUGUAUGUGUGUGUGUUUGUGUGUGUGUAUUACAAGUGUCCCUAUUUGUGCAAUUGUCUCACAUCAUCGGUCCACUGUGGACGUGUCCCAAACCACAUCCUGCUCACUAUGUACUGUAACCCAUUACUCACAAGGAACUACACACACACUCUGUGAUUUGAGACACAGCCGAUCACUCAAAAUGAAACGUUUUAUUUAUUUCACUGUUAUAAAUCUUUUAUUAUUAAUAUUUUAUCAAAGAUAUUCAUGCAGUUUAAAACCUUGCAGUUGUAGAAAUGCACACGUGUGUGUGUGUGUGUGUGUGUGUGUGUGUGUGUGUGUAUAACUGUCUGUGUGUGUGUAUAACUGUGUGUGUGUGUGUGUGUGUGUGUGUGUGUGUAUAACUGUCUCUGUGUGUGUAUGUGUAUAAGUGUGUGUGUGUGUGUGUGUGUGUUUAUCAUGUACAUGUACACAGCAGUACUCUGAGAUGUGAGUGGAACAUUCCCUGUACGAUGUUGUUUUGUAAUUAAAACUAUUUUUCUAGUUUUGUUGUGAUUUUCUAUGUGAAGCUGCUGACGGUGUGAAACGCUUCCAGUUUCUGUAUUUUUAACGCCGUGACGUUUCUGUAAACAUCACACAGAUGUAGGAGUGGAUUUUAUUACUACAAUAAAUCACGUCAACACAAA